AUGCAGCCCCGACUUUUGCUUCUCCUAGGGUCCAUCACGGCUUGCCUUGCUGUUUGGCCGCAACCUGCCGAGAUCCAGACUGGUAAUCGAGUGCUGUGGCUCGAUGCGGCCAUCCAUGCGACUCUUCGCUGCGAAGAGCAAACCAUUGAUCUCUAUGGCACUUCCAGCUCGCAGGGAAUUCAUCUGGCGAGUGUGCUCAAUGGCGCUCUUGGAUUAACACAAGGCCUGAUGGAUAAGCUCCAAUUCACUUUUGUGAACAGAAACAACAGUGCUGAGCACGGGUUCUCUGAGAGGUCAAUUGUGCAGAAUAGCGUGCGCGAGACGAUUCGAUCGAUCCAACAGUCCAGAUUCGUCCCCUGGAAGCUGUAUAGACGACAUUCAACUUUUGAACCUGAUCCACAUGGUCCGCGUCAUUACAUUUCUACACUGCAGAUUCAACAGAAGGAUUGUCCAGGACCAGAACCACUCCGUCCGCAAAGCUAUUUUGGAGGAGACGAAUCAUAUGUGAUUGAUAUCGACGACCACGGUAUCGCUUCUAUCAAGUCGAACUGCAGUAUUGGGACUAUUAGAGCCCUGCAAACUCUUAAACAGCUAUUUUUUGCACAUUCGACCAAAUCCGGCUCAUACACACCAUUUGCACCUUUGAGCAUAGCCGAUAGGGCUAGAUGGCGUCACCGUGGGUUGAGUAUCGACAUAGCAAGAAACCCUUUUGCCCCAAAAGACCUGAUACGCACAAUCGAUGCAAUGGCAAUGGCUAAGUUGAACAGACUGCACAUCCAUGCGACCGAUUCGCAGAGUUGGCCUCUCGAGAUACCUUCUCUCCCGGACCUGGCGCGAAAAGGGGCGUAUCAGCCUCAUCAUGUUUGGGGUGCCGACAGCCUUCGGGAGAUUCAGAUGUAUGGUGCAGAAAAGGGCGUUUCGGUCUUCAUUGAGAUUGACAUGCCCGGCCACACGGCAUCAGUGGCUUAUGCAUUUCCAAACUUGAUUGCAGCUUUCAACGAGCUAGAUUGGUCAACAUUUGCUGCCGAACCUUUGAGCGGGCAGCUUAAGCUCAAUUCCUCGGAUGUUCACAAAUUUGUGGCCACUGUCCUCGACGAUCUUCUGCCGCGAACACGACCAUAUACCUCUUUGUAUCAUAUCGGUGGCGACGAGUUGAACCUAGCGGCGUAUCUCCUCGAUGAGACCGUCCAGAGUGAUGAUCCGAGAGUGCUACAACCGUUACUUCAGAAGUUCAUUGACAAUGUCAUCGAGGCAAGCAUCCGCCAUGGCCUUCAGCCAAUUGUCUGGGAGGAGAUGCUUCUUGACUGGAACCUGACGCUACCUUCGGCCUUGGACAGUGCUCCGUCGAGGCAGACCUUAGUUCAAGUCUGGCGGAAUAGUGAGCGAAUCGAAGAAGUGCUGAAACGAGGUCAUCGAGCAAUAUUCGGAGACUACCAUUAUUGGUAUCUCGACUGUGGUUUUGGCGUCUUCCUCGACCCUUAUCCAUCGGGCAAGUCACCUCCUGGAGUUCCGUACAAUACAUCGGGCGGAUAUUCGAGCAGACUGCAAAAGCCGUACCUCGACUAUUGCAACCCGUAUCACAACUGGCGGCAGAUGUAUACUUAUAAUCCACUGGCGAAUAUUAGUGUCGAUCUGCAAGAGGGCAUUGAGGGAGGCGAGGUGUUAAUGUGGUCUGAGCAGACAGACUCGAGCGACCUUGAUUCAAAGCUGUGGCCUCGAGCUGCGGCUGCGGCAGAAGUGCUGUGGGCUGGAGUGAGGGACGAAUCCAUGCUCGAGAACGCCACCAGAAGACUAGGGGAAUGGAGAGAACGAGGGGUCAGAGAUUUGGGGCUCCGCAUGUCCCCAGUCACCAUGACAUGGUGUUUGAUGGAAGGUGGAUGCAACCUGUAG
Cladophialophora immunda is the source of this 1890-nucleotide messenger RNA. RefSeq lists its product as uncharacterized. The record is from RefSeq and is a predicted model, not a curated record. Gene Ontology annotation, biological process: glycosaminoglycan metabolic process; carbohydrate metabolic process. Gene Ontology annotation, cellular component: membrane. The transcript is spliced from 3 exons. Gene Ontology annotation, molecular function: beta-N-acetylhexosaminidase activity. NCBI's taxonomy places the organism in Eukaryota, Fungi, Ascomycota, Eurotiomycetes, Chaetothyriales, Herpotrichiellaceae. The coding region runs from base 1 to 1890 and encodes 629 amino acids.